Messenger RNA from Trichomycterus rosablanca, 1323 nucleotides. RefSeq names its product tpd52 like 1 (gene tpd52l1). The coding region runs from base 210 to 818 and encodes 202 amino acids. The transcript has 6 exons. Gene Ontology annotation, cellular component: cytoplasm. The record is from RefSeq and is a predicted model, not a curated record. Gene Ontology annotation, biological process: positive regulation of apoptotic signaling pathway; positive regulation of MAP kinase activity. Lineage: Eukaryota; Metazoa; Chordata; Actinopteri; Siluriformes; Trichomycteridae.
GUGUGUGUGUGUGUGUGUGUGUGUGUGUGUGUGUGUGUGUGUGUGUGUGUGUGUGUGUGUGUGUGUGUGUGUGUGUGUGUGUGUGUGUGUGUGUGUGUGUGUGUGUGUGUGUGUGUGUGUGUGUGUGUGUGGAUUAACCAGCAGUUGAGUGUAAGACUGACCUGUAAUAACAGCUCUGCUCUGAUAACUGAAACCUUCACUGCAGUGACAUGGAGCGCAGACAUCAAGGGCUGUUGGAGAAAGAGCCUCAACAGGAAGCGGAGGAGGACACGGGGUCAGAGGUGAACUUUGACAAUAGCAUAACAGAGGAGGAGAGAGAGGAAAUGAACAAUCAGCUGACUAAGCUGGAGGAAGAAAUCUUCAUGUUAAAACAAGUGCUGGCCUCCAAAGAGAGGCGUCAUGCUGAGCUGAAACACAGGCUGGGCAUCACAGCAUUAGGUGAACUGAGACAGAACCUGGGCAGGAGCUGGACCGACGUUCAGUCGAACACAGUAUACAAAAAGACGUCCGAGACUCUCAAUACGGCAGGACAGAAAACCACAGCAGCCAUCAGUACCCUGGGUUCAGCCCUCAGCAGGAAGCUUGGAGAUGUCAGGAACUCCUCCAGCUUCAGGUCUUUUGAGGAGAAGGUUGAAAACACCGUCUCUAACAUUAAGUCGAAGGUUGGAGGAACGCCUGGUGGAGGAAGUUUUGAGGACGUCCUCUCAUCAGCAGCGCAGGCCAGUGCUCACCAUAAUGACCAAACAACAACAAACACUAACAUCCCAGAAAAGAGCAGCCCUCGACUGAGUCCAGACUCCACUUCACUACAGACAUGAACCUGGCCUGAUGGAGCUCUGCUGCUCCUCAGUGGCCGGGAGGGGACAUCACCUACCUCCCUGAUACAGACUUUCUGAGGUCCAUUACCAAACGUUUUACCAGGGAUCUGGUUAUUAACUCAUCUGUGCUAACUUUCCUUUACCAUUUGACCUCAGGUGAAUCAGUUACCUUAUUAAAGGUACAUGGGUCGAAUUUUGGCAGCUUUGGUGAACUACACCAGCCGAUGUUUUGUUCCAGCAAUCAUGGUAUGACAAUAUCUCAGCCAUUUAGCUGGAGUCUGCCAAGUUUUCGUUUGAGAGCAGUAAACAUUAUGGUGAAGGGCUUAUGAGUGCACGUCUUUAUCCUGACCAGCAGGAGAAAUGUAAAACUGUCUGUCUAACUCUGUAUUUUGCCUGUUGUUUUCAGUCUUAUUGUUUCAGCAAUUCUGUUUCAUCAGUUUCUGCAGAUAUUUUUUACCUUGUUUUAAUAACAAACGUAAUAAAAUGUGUACUAGUGCACCUUAAA